Messenger RNA from Penicillium brevicompactum, 1089 nucleotides. Its product is annotated as putative aminotransferase. Bases 1 to 1089 code for a protein of 362 amino acids. The record is from RefSeq and is a predicted model, not a curated record. The transcript has 7 exons. Lineage: Eukaryota; Fungi; Ascomycota; Eurotiomycetes; Eurotiales; Aspergillaceae.
AUGGCUACCUUCGAUGUGACCGCAGCCCGCUCUCGCUUCCCUGCGUUGCAGCAGAAGCAAGUAUUCAUGGACAACGCUGGCGGCAACCAAGUCCUGGAUACUGUAGCCGACUCUAUUCGUUCUUACUUGCUCAAUACGAACGUUCAGCUUGGCGCUUCAUAUCAGGUGUCCAAAGCUUCAACCGACGCAUACGCAAACGCAUACAAAGUGGCCGCUGGAUUCAUCCACGCCACGCCCGAAGAGAUCAGCAUCGGUGUAUCAACCACGCAGUUAUUGCAUAAUCUUUCCACGGCCCUCAUAUUUCAGCCCGGCGAUGAGCUAGUCCUCUCCAAGCUUAACCAUGAGGCUAAUACCGCCCCGUGGGUCCAGAAUCCCGUCUGUGAUCCAACCGAGUUGAAGUCAUUGCUGUCCAACAAGACCCGACUUGUGGCAUGCCCUCAUGCUUCCAACAUCACCGGGACGAUCAGUCCUAUUCGCGAAAUUGCAGAUGUCGUUCACGGCUACCCUCGCGCACUUCUCUGUGUGGAUGGAGUGGCCCUUGCACCUCACCGUCAGGUUGACGUGAAGGCGUUGGACGUGGAUUUCUACGCCUUCUCGUGGUACAAAGUGUACGGGUCCCAUCUGGCGCAACUCUACGCGUCGUCACGCGUACACGAGCAGAUCCAGUCGCUGGGACAUUUCUUUAAACCCACGCAUACACUGGAUCUGAAGCUCAACCUGGCGUCGGCCAAUUAUGAACUCACGCAGAGCAUUCCCCAGGUUGUGGAGUACUUUGGCUCCGACCCUGAGUCAACGUGGAUCCACAUGGCCGAGCAUGAGGAGCGGCUACAGAAGACGAUACUUGAUUUCCUGGCAUCGGAUAGCCGGGUGACCGUUAUCGGUGAGCGGUCGGCAUGUAAGGAGGUUCGCGUGCCGGUGAUCAGUUUCAUCGUGCAGGGAGUUGGCAGCCAGCGACUUGUGGAGGAAGUUGAGAGUCGAUCGGCGUUUGGGUUCCGUAGUGGUCAUAUGUACAGCCACCGGCUGUUGACCGACGUGUGGGUUCACCGAUGUGGAGGACGGGGUGGUGCGGAUCAGCUUCCUGCACUAUAA